This is a messenger RNA of Oncorhynchus keta (chum salmon), 2423 nucleotides long. RefSeq names its product zinc finger protein 454-like. The record is from RefSeq and is a predicted model, not a curated record. Bases 117 to 1121 code for a protein of 334 amino acids. Gene Ontology annotation, biological process: regulation of transcription by RNA polymerase II. NCBI's taxonomy places the organism in Eukaryota, Metazoa, Chordata, Actinopteri, Salmoniformes, Salmonidae. Gene Ontology annotation, molecular function: RNA polymerase II cis-regulatory region sequence-specific DNA binding; DNA-binding transcription factor activity. The transcript has 2 exons.
UUCCCAGGGCAAGAGCUAUAGAGGCUGCGCAUGUGUAUCCGUUUAUUUGCAUUUGAGAGAAGAAAUGCAAUAAAUAUAGUUGAUUCUGUGGAUUAAGAGCAUUAAUCUAUCUGAAAAUGUCCAAACUGCAGCUGUUGAAUACGUUUCUCACCGAGCGAUUAACUGCAGCGGCUGUUGAGAUAUUUGGGGCAGUGGAAAAAACGAUAACGGAGUACCAGGAAGAAAUCUCCCGUUCAAAGGAGGAGAUCGAUCGUCUACGAAGGCAACUGCACAUCGUUACCCAACCGAAGAUAAAGUUACAUAAAGCAGAUACCCAGCAGCUCAUUCUCACUGUCCCUGAGGAGGUUCCCCUUGAGCAGCAGCACUGUGAGCAGGAGUGGACCCCUGGUCUGGGGCAGGAGGACUCAGACCCCACACAGAUUAAAGAAGAACAGGAAGAACUCAGGACCAUUCAGGAGGAAGAGCAGCUUCAGGGGCUGGAGUCUGAUACCAACAUUCUAACAUGUUCUCCUCCCUUUGUGAAAAGUGACUGUGAUCAGGAUGACCCACAUAAGUCCUCCCAACUUUACCACAUACAAACUGUAGAGAACAGAGAGAGGGACUCACUACCUACCAGCACAAUUGAAGAGAUCAAAAUAGAACCCGAUGAAGAGGAUUACAGAGUAUCAGAACCAACCAAUGACUCUCAAACCCUCUCUGUAGUAACCCCUUACAGCUCUGUGAGCACAUUAAAUAUGAAUCAGCUAAUUGGCAAUGCAGAAUCAGACAAACCAUUUCAGUGCAAUGUGUGUGGCAAAUUCCUCAAGAGGGAAAAAAGUCUUAUCGUGCACAUGAUGGGUCAUGCAGGAGAGAAACCAUUUACAUGUCCUUUAUGUAACAAAGGCUUUGUUGCGGUAGGCACUUUAAAGACACACCUGAAACUUCACACAGGGGAAAGGCCACACCGGUGCCAUGUUUGUGGAAGAUGCUUUAAACUGAAAGGAGCCCUGACGGAGCACAUGAGGAUACACACUGGGGAGAAACCGUUUUGCUGUCAUGAUUGUGGCAAGUGCUUCAGUCGUACAAAUGCCCUUACGAAUCACAUGCUGCACAUUCACAAGAAGAAAAGAACGUACAAGUGACCUGCGGAGAAAGAGUCUGUCUGAAAAGUAGCCUUCUAUCUAUAUGGCACACUUAAGUAAUGCCCUUUUAAUUUAAUAAAGUAUGGGUCAAUAUUUGAAGGAAUAAAUGCGUUGACCAUUUACUAAACAACAAGUGUUCUCAUUUUAUGAAGCUAUAGAUAGUUAGGAGCCUCUGUCAUCCAUCUAUUAUUCAAACAAAAUGAUUGAAGACCAACAUACAUGUUCAAGUCUACUAAUGUUAUUUAUUGAAAAACAUACAAGUCUGUGGGUCUAAAAAAAAGCCCAUUUUACAUUGGAAUAACAAAACCCAAGGGAUAAGAGGUGUUUGCAUGUGCCAACCUUGAAUAGAUGUCACUAAUCCACUGCAAGAGGAUGUUUUUCCUCGCUGCGGAGGUAGGAAUGUCAUACAGCCUUCUGUGACGUGCAGAAGUAACAUGCUUACUAGGGAGAACUAACAGCAAAGAAAUUGAGUUUCAUUCUAGGUCGACCCAUGGAAUUUCUUGAAGUACCUUUAGACCAGUGCCUUUGUAAUUUGGAACAUGGCCAUAAGAAAUGUGUAAGGGUGCAUGUAUCAGUUUUACAUUUAAGAUACUGAGGAGAGGAGAAAGGGUUAGAAGCAUGUCUGCGAUUUGGAGAUAUAUGCAAUGUGUGUAUUAUUCAUAAUUGGAUUGCUCUAAUGCAAUUACAGAUAGAUAUUGUUUUUGCAUAUCUCCAAAUGUCCUCCCACAUCUCCUCAACAAUAGUAACAGACAGUUCAUUCUCCCACACUCGCUUGACCCCCUGUGUGUCUACAGUAGAAAAGGACCUUAAAGUGUCAUAAAAUAAACUUACAGACAUGUUGCGUUGUGAAGAAAACAUGCAUUCUGUCAAUUACAUACAUCAGGGUUGUCAACCAAGUUGUUGGUUGAAAACGUGUCUGACUUGUAGAAAGCGGGAAAAGUCCUGCUUUGGGAGCCGAUAUUUCUCAACCAUCUGCUCAAAUGACAUUAGAAUCUUGUCAGCAUAUACAUAAUUUAGUCUGCCUAUGCCUUUAUUAAUCCAAAGGUUAAAGCCAACAUCCACCAAUUUUGGUACAAAAUCUAUGCUUAUAUAUAUAUUUAUUUUUAUUUAUUUAUUUUUUGUUAAAGAGAGUACUUUAACAUUUUUUUUAUGGGAUUAUGGCUCCCUCUAAUGUUCCACUUACAUAAACAGUCUGUUAUCUGUCAUUGCACCAAUUAAUAUAGUCCAAAUGAGAUGCAGUGCCUUAGGCCGCUGCACCACUCGGGAGCCCUACAGCCCUACAGGGGUGAUGGUUUUGGUCGA